Messenger RNA from Agrilus planipennis (emerald ash borer), 1111 nucleotides. Its product is annotated as MORN repeat-containing protein 5-like. The coding region runs from base 199 to 1098 and encodes 299 amino acids. NCBI's taxonomy places the organism in Eukaryota, Metazoa, Arthropoda, Insecta, Coleoptera, Buprestidae. The transcript has a single exon. The record is from RefSeq and is a predicted model, not a curated record.
UCACAUCGAAGAAUUGUUCACCAAAAUUCAAACUUCCAGUAAUGGUGUUCAUUUUAAUUCUUGAACAUUUUGACAAUAUGUUACACACAAUUGCGCGACUUUUUGACAUCGAAAUAACCUCAUACGUCAAUAUUUGACUACAAUAUAUUUCCUUCUAUCAAAGUACAAAUUUGUUGGAAUAGUUAAGUAAAUAACAUCAUGGCCAGGAAUAGAGGUUUGUCAAUGGAUUGGAAGAAUCUCAUAUCUUCCAGAUUCACGGAUGGUGUAUCUGCUCAGGAUCAUCCUGGAUUUGAGCUAUUCGAAAGACCCACAGUAAAAACAGUGGCGGAUGCUACUUAUACAGGGGAGUGGGACGUGCUGGGUUUUGCAGGUAUUGGAACAUUUGUAUUCCCAAACGGAGUCGUCUACUCCGGUCAUUUCAAGGACAGUAUGUUUCACGGAGACGGAACUCUGACGUACCCAAUGGGACAAAUGAUGGAAGGAAAAUGGGUGAAUGGGGAGUUGAAGAAGUGGAAGUUUAAGUUCGCAGACGGGGUGGAAUUUUCUGAGCCGUGGAGUUACUGUGAAUUCCCUGAUAGGAGGUUCUUCAUUGAGAUUAAAGGAGAUUUGGAGUCGACUUGUCAUAUAAACUUGACAAACAGGCAACCGACAAGGAAGAUCCCGAUUGGAUUUUAUGACAUAGAAGAAGGAUUAUUUAACGCCCACACCAAAUGCGUUAUAUCAGCGGUGAAUAGAAACAAGAUUCUUCGUAUUCCAACAGCGGCCGAAGAAAAAUGGAUUAUCAAGCAUUGCCGGAAAGGAUGGGAUGAACCCGUCGGUUACAAACCGGAACUCUACGAAGUCUGGACAACUGGAACAGCAUCUUCCUUGCAUAAGUUCGUGCAUGAAGACAGUAAGGAUUCCACAGUCGAAUCUUCGAAUAGUUCUGAUCUCUCUUCAACUAAUUCGUCAUCGUCGCACUCUGUCACCCCUUUAACUAACACUUCGAGUACUAGUAGAACUGAACAAGAAUUAUUUGUGACCCCCGUCUCUCAUUCGGAAGCUAAUGUAGCGACGAGCGAUCCUAAAGAGAAUGUAUCCGAAAGUGACAAAAAUUAAACAGCAACUCAUA